AUGACACUUGCGAGGUACCCCAAAGCAGUAGUUUUUGAUCUAGACUAUACUUUAUGGCCAUGUUGGUGUGAUACCCACAUUGUGACCCCAUUGAAAUCGGUAUCGCCGACCACUGUUGCUGAUCGUUACGAUUUUCAGCUAUCAUUUUAUAAGGAUGUCGAAUCAAUUAUUCGGGAACUAGUGGAAAACAAUGUGAAAAUUAUAGCUGCUAGUAGAACUGGAACACCCCAUGUUGCCAAACAGCUAUUAUCAAUGUUGCAUAUUCACGGAAGACCAGCAAUUAGAUACUUUCAUAGUUUACAAUGGGGCACUGGAUCAAAAACAAAGCAUAUCAAAAAGGCAGCGAAAAAUCUAAAAAUGACAACAGAGCUAACAGACGGUGAAUUCAUUUUGUUUGACGACGAGUUGAGAAACCGAGACGUCGAGUCGAUUAAUUGCCAUUUUGCUCAUGUUCCUGAUGAAUCAGUUGGCUUAACACGACAUAUUUUUGUACAAGGAUUGACACAAUGGAACAAACGGAAUUUAUAG
Candida dubliniensis CD36 is the source of this 528-nucleotide messenger RNA. Its product is annotated as Mg-dependent acid phosphatase. The coding region runs from base 1 to 528 and encodes 175 amino acids. The transcript has a single exon. The record is from RefSeq and is a predicted model, not a curated record. Lineage: Eukaryota; Fungi; Ascomycota; Pichiomycetes; Serinales; Debaryomycetaceae. Gene Ontology annotation, molecular function: acid phosphatase activity.